AGUCCUCGCCCAUUCUUAGUUUCACUGAGUGCACGGGCUUGUUCACGAGUGCAACAUACACCUCGUAACGUGAGGAGCUAUUGUGUACUGUUCGCCAAGGUACCUGGAUUAUACACAGUGAUAAUUGCAAAAAGGGUUAAUCUGCGCGGAGUGAAAAGUAAUAGUCAGGGAAACAUAAAGUAUCAGAACAAAAGAAUGGGUUUUUUAGGCAUGUGGCAAAACAGGCGAGACGGCGGUUGGUGUUUUCAUCUGUCUUGGUUCGGCUGCCUCCUGUUGAUGAUAAUGCUUGCCCUUGCUCCGAGGACCUCCGCGAGGGUCGUUCGGAGGUCUGAGUCGUCGUCGCCGUCUGAGGAAUACUGGGAAAUCAGCAUCAGUAACAACGACUACAUUCCCAUCAACAAUCGGAUCAACUCGUCUGAAUUGUUCUUGAGCAACAUGAACUUCAACUACCCCAACGUCCCCACCGAUCUCUCCACGAAUAUCGCGCUCGACUCGAACCACGGCUACGAUGACGACAGGGUGAACACGUCAACCUACAGCUACAGCCACGGUCGCAUUUUGUUCAUUCCCAUUGGGGCCAUCGUCUUCCUGAUCAGCCUGUGUCUCCGCAUGUGCAUUUGCAGCGCAAGGAAGCCCGCCCCCACUACGAUAACUGUCGUCAGGAGAACCGUCGUCAUCCCCGUGGUAGGGCGUCCGGACGCCGAGGAGGGCACUGACCAGCCCCCUUCGUACGCAGACGUGCAGAAGGAAGACCCUCCUCCUCCUUACUCUGAAGUGUCUUCCCCUGCCGCUCCACACACUGCGCCGGAGGCUAGAGAACAACCCACUACCUCAAACGCAGAGGGGGGCGCCGAUCAGACCUCGACCGCUGCUACGCCCUCCGCUCCAGAAGGGACGUUUGCGACAAACGCGUUCUCAGGGCGCCCCAGGUUCCUUCAGUCACAGUACUCGUACAAGCCCCUCGAGUAGAGCACGACUUCUAGUCACGACUUAUCACCAUGCCAAAAUCUAAAACGGGGUGUGGCUGCUUGUUCAUGACGUCAUUUGGAGAUUUUUUUUUUUGGCUCGAGGCGAACUGUGCUCCUCCGUGUGGUAGAAAAUUAAAGAGGAUAAAGAGUUUUAUCACAAAAGGAAUGAUCAGAGACGGAAAGGGGGCAGAUCUUUAGAAGAAGAAAACAACAACGAGAUAUACAAAGGGUGAAACAGAAAGAGAGAGAGAGAAAACGGAAGUGAGGAAACGAUAUACACCAGACUGGCCCGUGGGGUGAAUCUGCCUACCACGUCUGGCUCUUGAGCUGGCAACACUCGUCUCGUGCACUCGUCUGCAGGUGUAUGCAACUUGGGACGAAGUGGACAGAAAUUCUAGCCCUUCUUCCCACGCUAAAUAAUUACAUAAGAAACCGAAAUAAUCUGGAAAAAAAAGACCAAAUCUUUCUCUCAAAUUUUUGGAAUAUUGUCUUAAAAUGGUUUGAAAAAAGAUGCAAAAGGGAACAAACAAUCACGUGAUGUAACCUGACUGCUUGCCUUGCCUGCGAGAGAGAGAGAGAGGGGGGAGGGGAGGGGGGGAUCUUCCGACACUUGCAAGAAUGUUGCAACAGACCGCGCCAAAUUCCUUGCAACCAUCUGCGCGGUGUGGCUGUUCCCUUUGGGUGGUGUUUGUUGGUGUUUUUGAAGUACUUAGGCCUUAGGUGCUAAACAUGAUAAAUAAGGUUGGAUAUUAGAGUAUAAAAGGAAUGAGUGAGAUUGUGAGUAAUCAAACUAGCAGUUUAGUUUGUUAAAACCUUGUAUUGUUCUUGUUUAAUCGUCAACACAGUCGGUUCUGUGAUCCUUUCCUUGUGAUAUGUGAUUGGUGUAGUUUUUUUCUUUCUUUUUUUCCCAAUGAAUCGAUGUUUAGUGAUUUUUUCCUUCUUUCUGUCUUUCCAGUGUAGAAUGGCUGCAUUGUAGCAGACCAGGUAUUCUUUAAAUGUACUUUCUUGUUGUGUUCGUUGUGUAUGUAUAACGAAAAGUAAAGGGGUUGAGUAGCUUGCAAAAAUUUGGUUCAGUAAAGUAUAAAAAGAACCUUUUAUUUUUUACGUCCUGAGUAUUUGUUAUUUUUUUUCCUUUCUUUUCUUUUUUCUUUUUUCAUCAAUAUCACCACAUAUUCUUCAUUUCACGUUCCCGUUUUCUACCACAUCAUUUCCAUUUUCCAUUUUCUGUCAUACACAAAAAAAAAAAAAAAAAAAAAAAUUUGUGUCGUGUAUUCAUUCGUUAAACGAUUGUGAUAAUUGGUCGUAAGGAUCGCAAAAGAACUAUUGCUAGUUUUGUGUUUUUGUCUACUUAAGGCAAAUAGGAAAGAAAAACUAAGAAAAAAAAAUGUUCCGUUGUAUGGAGCAAAGAGUGAAGUGAAGUGAACAUUUAAACUUAUUUUUUGCUUCUGGAUUCUUGUUUAUACAUAUUUUUUAUAACAUGUGUUUUUUUAUGAGGCUUAAUUCGUGUGGAUAAUAUUGAAGCGAUAUAUAUAUAUAUAUAUAUAUAUAUAUAUAUAUAUAUAUAUAUAUAUA
Molecule: messenger RNA, 2540 nt
Organism: Penaeus indicus
Lineage: Eukaryota; Metazoa; Arthropoda; Malacostraca; Decapoda; Penaeidae
Exons: 2
Coding region: 196-969 (257 amino acids)
Source: RefSeq, a predicted model, not a curated record